UUCAUAAAAACAUAGAUUUAUUACCCUAUAGGUCAAUAUUUCAAAAAAUACAGACCAGGUCAAGUUGAAAAUCAACACUUGACUGUGAAAUGGAGUUUAGAAGACUACCUAGAUAAUAGUUUCUGAGAUACAGAAUUUUCUUUAUUUUUUCUUAACGAUUCCCACGUAGACUGAUGAAAAUUCAUGAGUGUUUGGGUAGCUACGUCUUUAGAAUUAUUUUUAGGAUGAGCUUUGAUUCUGCCUGUUGUGGUAUAUCAAUCAAGUGGUUCUUAAUCUUCAUUUAUUUUGAUGCUCAAUGAUUUCUCCAAUUAAUAACGUUCAAAUUGUCCAUCCUGUCAAAUUGUCCCUCCAACAGCUCUCGGAAUUUCUCGAUUGGAUGAAGCGCCAUACAUGUCCACGAUGUAAUCAACAUUUCACCCAUCCAUGCAAUUUUUAUCGACAUAAAAAACAAUGUGGCAUCGAGAAGAAGGUUAAAUGUGAUAUUUGUGAUUAUAGAUGUCACAGAAAAGAUAGCUUGAAAAUGCAUAUGGUAGUGAGGCAUCAGAUCUUGUGAAGAAAUCGACCAUCAUCAAUCAUGUUAUUUAUUCAAUUAUUCAUCUUUCAUUAUUGGUUGAAUUAAUUGGGAAAAAAGUUUUAUGUUCAGUUGUCACAAAUUGAAUUUAUUCUUUCGUUUUGUUAUUAAUUAAUUAUUCUCUGCAUAUUGCAGCAUAAAAAAAUGUUAUCUCUUGACCUAAUUUUGAAUAUUUUUCAUGUUCGAAUACUUUAUCAUUAAUUUUUCCAUGUUUAUCGAUUUUUACAUUCAAAAUUUUCAAAGACAAAUCGGGGUUUAUAGUGAAUUUUUGGGGUCUGUAUAUUUCAGAGUUGAAUAAAAUAUUUUUGUAUCAGUAAUUUCUUGGAAUUAAGAGCUGGACUUCUCUUAACCGUUCUCGAAGAAUAUUUCACAUUUUCUUGUGUAAGCACUCUUGUUGAUAGUCUGUUAUACGUCUUAAC
Molecule: messenger RNA, 990 nt
Organism: Coccinella septempunctata (seven-spotted ladybird)
Lineage: Eukaryota; Metazoa; Arthropoda; Insecta; Coleoptera; Coccinellidae
Product: DNA-binding protein Ikaros-like
Exons: 2
Coding region: 296-553 (85 amino acids)
Source: RefSeq, a predicted model, not a curated record